This is a messenger RNA of Hyaloperonospora brassicae, 759 nucleotides long. The record is from the annotation of a GenBank genome assembly. NCBI's taxonomy places the organism in Eukaryota, Oomycota, Peronosporomycetes, Peronosporales, Peronosporaceae.
AUGCGUGUCUUCACCCUCGCCCUUGUGGCUUCGUCCGCUCUCCUGCCACGCCCCGACGGCGUCUCGGAGGCUGCGGAUCCUGCGCCGAUGGAACACCAAGACCCUGCUGUCGCUGUCUUGGCCGCCGGUGGCGAGAACUCCCCUCCUAGCAGGGUCUUAAGGUCUCAAGGAACGAUGGCGACGGAGAACUCGGAAUCGAUUGAAUCGAGACCAUUCUCUCCCGCGGAAUGGAUUUCCGAACUUGAGGAGAAAUUUGAGAAAGCUUUCAAAGCGCUGCAAGAGCACCAGCCACCCAAGCGAAUGCACGAAGUGUUGGAGAUUCCCGACGUGGAAACGGUUGCCUAUAGAUUCGGCGACGACGCCAUUCGAAAAGCACUUCGGAAUGAGGACGACACUCAGAGGGCACUAUUGCUUUACGAACUGCGGAGCAGCUAUAAUGAGUUUCACAAAUCAGCUGGGAAAACGCUCUUAAAACUGCUGAUGAACCUUUGGAUCGCAGACGGUAAAACUCCGCUCGAUGUGAUGAAGCUACUCGGUCUGCAUUUGCUGUCUGAUUUGAGUUCGUUCACUAGUCAACAUAAGCAUGCCGUCGGCGUACUAUGGGAAUUUUGUGAGGCAUCGGCCAAAGAUCCGAAGCGAGGCGAGGCUGUUUACCGCGACACCGUCGAAACAGGUUACGGUGGUCGUGAAGGAUUCGACCGUGCCGCCAUGUCAACAGGCAAGCCGCAGGCUUUCUAUCGACUUUUCCAUUUGAACUAG